CAACGCCGAGCGGACGCGCGCGCCGGCCGUCUGUCCUUGCGGCGCGUCUCCUGCCCGCGUACGUCGGAAAUCCGCCGAGCGCCCCCGUCGGCCCGUCGGCAGUUCGCUCGAGAGCGGGGAAUGUCGAUCGAGCAGUGAUUGCACCGAGAACAAUUGCAGCGCCAAGAGUUGCACGUCGAUUGAUCCGGCGCGCGUGCGAGCGCGCUCGCUGCAAGUGAAUUAUCGAUGAAUGCGGGUGAAUGCACUGUUGUACACACAAGGCAGCUGCGCCGGAAAGAACGGACCUUCAUGGCACGCUCGAUAGGAAUUUCGUGAUGUACGAGGCAACAUUCCAGCAGCUUGAUGGAGACCUCGGAUUGACAUGGAGCUCAUGAUUCUCAAAAUUCUGAUACUGCUUUGCUGCAUUCUUCAUGGAGCCUCGGGUCAAUUGAUACGAGAUACGCGAUGCUUUCUGGAGAACGGCGCGACUGCGGCCCACCUGUUCGUCAGCGAGGACAUGAAGGUCGGCGACGUGAUCGGCGUCCUCGGCGUCCUCGGCGAUCCGGGGCCCCAGGGUGACAUUGAUCUGCGGCUCAAAGAGGACGACAGCCCGGUCCAGUUCUCAGCCUACUCGCGGAAUCUGACGCUCAUUCGAGCCCUUGACAAAGAGGGUGUCGACGGGCCUGCCAGCGUCUUCAUCAAUGUUAUCUGCGAGAGAAAGCAUACACUCGACCCGGGUUUCAUCAUACCUGUAAAUAUUAGAGUUACCGACGCUAACGACAAUGCUCCACAAUUCAUCAAUGCGCCCUACGUGCUCAAUAUAUCCGAGGUGACUGUGGUGGGCACACGAGUACUGCAAGGUGUUAGAGCGGUGGAUGCCGAUCAGCCGGGACCAUAUUCAACUGUUCAAUAUUCUAUUCUGCCGGGGCCUCACGCUGAUUUUUUCGUCUUUGCAAAUGCUCUGGAGGGGACGUUAGUUCUGCGCAAGCCUCUGGACUACGAAACUCUUAGCAAUUUUUCCGUGGGGAUACGCGCGCAAGAUCAUGGAAAUCCGCCACAAUCAUCGACGACUAUACUAUACGUGAAUGUCAUCGACGCGGACGAUCAAAAUCCUGCCUUCCUCAAUGACCAAUACAGAGUAUAUGUUCCAUUGCAAAUAAAAACGAGAAAAAUUUUACGCGUUGAUCCAGCACCGAUAAAGGCGGUAGACCAAGAUGUAGGCAUCAGCGCUCCCGUAAGGUAUUCUAUACAAGGCGCGAUUUUGCCAUUUCUCACGCUCAACUCCGAAACGGCCGAUUUGAUUAUCAUUCGUCCACUGCAAGAUCACGAACUCAUUUCUUCGGCAACACUCGUAAUUAAGGCAACUCAAAUAGACAAUCCCGAUCGGUAUACUUUGGCGACCGUUAUUGUUUCUAGAGAAGGAAGUACAGAAGAUGAUUCCGUAAAUGGAGUGAUCGGUGGACGUUUACCAGUGCGAUUUGUGCUGAAAGAUUACCAGGCAAGUGUUUCCGAAAAUACGCCACCCGGCAGCGUUAUUCUCACUGCGGGUGUCAAUAAAAUUGACCCGAAUCUUAAAUUUUGGCUAGUUGGUGCUACCGAAGAUUUGGAGAGAUUUUACAUUACCGACUCGGGCGAAUUGAUUCUCAAAGGGAACUUAGAUUACGAGCGAAGGAUUCAACAUAGUUUUCUGGUUCAUGUUACCGAUAAGCAUAACAACGACACGGCAAGAGUCAAUAUUUCAGUAGAAGAUGUCAACGAAUGGGAGCCAAGAUUUCGUCACCCUAGAUAUGAAUUUCACGCUAGAACCUUGAGGGAAGGUUCCAUCGUUGGUAGACUUGAAGCUGCAGACGGCGACCGCGGUGACCGAGUUUCAUUGUCUUUAAGGGGACCGGAUGCUAGGUCGUUUGAAAUUCGUGAUAACGGAGAACUGAUUCUGCGAUCAAUGGGACCAUUCAACGGCAGCAUAGCUCGGCUAGUCGCAAUUGCUUCCGACACGGGCAAACCUCCAAGAUCGAGCAUGAUACCAGUGAUAGUACAUCUGCCCGACGUGGCCAGCACAACGCCAGUAGCAGCGAGAGCAGCUCCCGCUUGGCUCGGCAGCAGCGUCCUGUUGGUCGCGGUCUUCGGCGCGGUUCUCGGCCUCCUCGGAGUCGUCAUACUCAUUCUCAUUUUGUAUAUUUACAAGCACAAAAGGCCGAAGAGCGGGGGAUCCGUGAGUUCCGUUGGCACGGGGUACCGAGAAAAGUCGCCAGUCCCGUCGGCUUUGAGCCCUACACCGCAGAUAUUGGGCGCCAGCAUUCUACAGGACACCCUGGAAAUAUCGCGAGAGAGGCGAUGCGCGUCCAAUGACAUUGACAAUCCGGUAUUCGGAGAGGACAAUGACAGCUACAACGCGACAAUGAAAAGCGUGAUGUCGAGCCGACAAAUGCCGCUGUACUCGAGGCACAAAGUGGCGCCUGCGCCCGAGCCACCCGCUCUCUCGGCGACGUCCAACAUACCCAACGUCGGCGGCCUCGUGCAGAACAUGAACGACUUGAGCGCCCGCAGCAACAUCAACAAUCUGGAAACGGGCUCGCAGAACUCCUCCAACUUCUCGGGGGAUCCGCCGGACUCGUUGGCGCCGACCUGGCCUGCCGAGUCCAUGUCCAGGAGAGUGAAGAAACUCUCGUGGGACGACGACGAUCGGACGGUCGACAGCGUGGAAAUAGCAGCGGAAGCUCGAGCAAGCACCAGCCAUGCGAACAACGAACAGCUCAACUUGACCGUCUACUUUUAAGCUUCCGAUCGAGAGACUCCCGCAUCUCUUGUGUUGUACAGAUUAUUGCCUACACUGCAACAUUCUCGGCAGUCGUGCCGAGAAUACUUUGUAUGUACCUUUUGCGUCGU
Molecule: messenger RNA, 2865 nt
Organism: Phymastichus coffea
Lineage: Eukaryota; Metazoa; Arthropoda; Insecta; Hymenoptera; Eulophidae
Gene: Cad96Cb
Product: protocadherin Fat 4-like
Exons: 18
Coding region: 362-2755 (797 amino acids)
Biological process (GO): homophilic cell-cell adhesion
Cellular component (GO): plasma membrane
Molecular function (GO): calcium ion binding
Source: RefSeq, a predicted model, not a curated record